This is a messenger RNA of Schistosoma mattheei, 3020 nucleotides long. The record is from the annotation of a GenBank genome assembly. NCBI's taxonomy places the organism in Eukaryota, Metazoa, Platyhelminthes, Trematoda, Strigeidida, Schistosomatidae.
ACUAUUUCCACCAUCCAUUCUCGACCCCCAGAUCUACGUCCAGAAGAGAUCAGUAUCCAGACAUCGUCUUAGGUCACCUAAAUGGGCAGCCGGAAUUUGUUGGUAUCAUUCGAAUUAUGGUGAGAAAGCACGUCGUUGCACAAAACCGUGCAACUUCACGACAAACAAGCUAGACCAUCAGGGAAACGAAGUGGCCAGACAGUAAUGGCGGCAGCUGUUAUUGGCCAACAUGUUAGUCGCCUCUUCCACAUCAGGGAUCGUAUUUCUGGCUCAGACUUUUUAGUUGAUACUGGAGCAGAAAUCAGCAUCAUCCCACUCCAUCUCUCACGCAGACAACAUACGACAAGCACUAAAUUGUCCUUAGUAGCGGCUAAUGAAUCAACUAUCAAAACGUACGGUGAGCAAGCACUUAUAUUGGAUCUCGGACUCCGCAGAGGAUUUACAUGGGUUUUCAUAGUUGCUCACGUCAAACGACCCAUCCUCGGAGCCGAUUUCCUUAGUGCGUACAACUUGUUAGUAGAUAUGACUAAGAAGAGAUUGAUCGAUGCAAAUACACGUUUACAGGUAGAUGGUACACCUUCCAACGACUGUGAAAUCCAUGGUGUACGAAUAAUGAAGCCUGCGAACAACGUUUUCAACGACAUUCUGUCAGAAUACGAAUGCAUCACGAAAUCAGAUUAUCAAAAGGAAUGUAAUCCACAUCAGGUGCAACACCACAUCAUUACCACCGGUCCACCUAUUAGCGCCAGGGCGAGGAGACUACCGCCAAGCAAGUUGCAAGUAGCUAAAAAAGAAUUCGAACAUAUGAUGCAACUUGGUAUUAUCAGACCAUCCAACAGCCCUUGGGCCUCGCCGUUACACAUGGUACCAAAGAAAGACCAAGAUUGGCAUCCGUGUGGUGACUAUCGCCGUCUCAAUAAUCAAACCAUCCCUGAUAGGUACCCUAUCCCUCAUAUACAUGACUUCUCGUUAAAUUUACAUGGCAAAUGCAUCCUCUCGAAACUUGACCUCGUUCGCGCACACCAUAAAAUUCCAAUGGCACCAGAAGACAUCGAGAAAACAGCCAUAAUAACACCUUUUGGUUUGUUUGAGUUUCUAAGGAUGCCAUUCGGACUAAAAAACGCUGCGCAGACAUUCCAACGCUUCAUGGAUAACGUAACAAGAGGCCUUGAUUUCGUGUUUGCCUACAUCGACGAUGUUCUGAUUGCAAGCUCAUCUUUAGAAGAGCAUAUCCAACAUGUCCAGAUCCUUUUUGAUCGUUUUAAAAAACAUGGCGUCGUCAUCAAUCCUUCGAAAUGCAUAUUCGCAGUCCCAGCCUUAGAGUUUUUGGGACAUUACAUCGACUCACAAGGGAUCAAACCACUUCAGACGAAAGUUGAAGAUAUUAUUAACUACUCCGAACCAACCUCGGUGAAGUCAUUACGACGCUUCCUCGGUAUGUGUAAUUUGUAUCGCCGCUUCUUACCACGUUGUGCUGAAGUAUUACAGCCAUUAACCGGUCUGCUGAAAGCCGACAAAAAAGGUACGAAGAGAGAGAAGAGCCAGACAUUCAACCUACCCCCUGACGCAAAAACAGCAUUCGGAAAAGCAAAGUCGAUGGUAUCCAAUGCCACCAUGCUACAACAUCUAAAUACUGACCCCACAACACACUUAAUUUUGUGUACGGACGCAUCUCAAAAGGCCGUCGGGGCAGUAUUACAACAACAGGUAAACAACAUGACUACUCCCAUAGCGUUUUUCUCCAAAAGACUGUCACCAGCCCAGGAACGUUAUAGUACUUUUGGACGCGAACUCUUAGCUAUGUAUUUAGCAGUAAAACAUUUCAACUUUUUGCUACAGGGUCGUAAUUUCAUCAUUAUGACAGAUCACAAACCCCUUUGCCAUUCUUUUAGCACAUCGUAUGACAAACACUCUCCACGAGAAGCAAGACAACUUGAUUAUAUUUCCCAAUUUACUACGGAUAUCAGGUUUAUCAAAGGUCACACAAACAUUGUCGCAGAUGCACUAUCUAAGAGGGAUAUCAAUACGAUGGUACUCAAUCAUGACAUCAGCCUUGAAACCUUGGCUAAACUUCAAGUAGACGAUGCAGAAUUGAAAGUCUGCAAAGAAAAGUCUAGCUUAGAUCUCAAACCUGUACCAAUUCCUCUUUCAGAUGCAUUCAUCAUGUGCGACACUUCAACAGGCAACAAUCGUCCGUUUGUCCCACACGCUUGCCGACGAAAAAUAUUUCAGCACUUGCAUGGUCUUUCACAUCCAGGCAUCAGAGCAACAACAAAGCUCAUUACCGAACGUUUUGUGUGGCCUAAAAUCAACUCGGAUGUUAAACGAUGGACACGUAGCUGCCUCCAGUGCCAACGCAGUAAAACGCAGAAACACAUCUACAGUCCAAUUGGGAAGUUUCCUAUCCCUGACAGCACGUGCAUUUAGAUUUAGUUGGGCCUCUGCCACCAUCAAACUCUUUUACACAUAUCCUCACCGCAAUAGAUAGGUUCACAAGAUGGGCCAUAGCAUGCCCCAUUAAAGACACAUCGGCAGAGACAGUGGCUUCAGUUUUCCUCGACCGCUGGAUAUCCAACUUUGGCGUACCAUCAACAAUCACAACAGAUCGCGGUCCCCAAUUUCAAUCUGUCCUUUUUCAGGAGUUCACUAAACUUUUAGGGGUCAACCACAUUAAAACCACAGCUUAUCACCCAGCAGCUAAUGGCAUGGUUGAAAGAUUCCAUCGCCAAUUAAAAAGCUCACUGAUGGCGCAAGCUGACUCAUCAAAGUGGAGCGAUGCCUUACCGCUUGUACUCCUCGGUAUUCGUUCAACCAUAAAGGAAGACAUUGGAUGUACAGCCGCCGAGUUAGUCUAUGGUACAACUCUAACGUUACCUGGUCAACUAGUCAACUAUGAACCUACAACGCACGGGGAUUCUACUCAUUUCGCAAGUCGCCUAUUACAAACGAUGCAGAAUAUUAAAGCAAUAUCCCCUCGCGAACACAACAAUCGAGUCCAACUUGAUAAAAACCUUGAAACG